Messenger RNA from Varanus komodoensis (Komodo dragon), 5474 nucleotides. It is a transcript of the gene SEC24C, whose product is annotated as SEC24 homolog C, COPII coat complex component. Gene Ontology annotation, cellular component: COPII vesicle coat; endoplasmic reticulum exit site. NCBI's taxonomy places the organism in Eukaryota, Metazoa, Chordata, Lepidosauria, Squamata, Varanidae. The transcript has 25 exons. Gene Ontology annotation, biological process: endoplasmic reticulum to Golgi vesicle-mediated transport; COPII-coated vesicle cargo loading; intracellular protein transport. Bases 132 to 3662 code for a protein of 1176 amino acids. Gene Ontology annotation, molecular function: SNARE binding; zinc ion binding. The record is from RefSeq and is a predicted model, not a curated record.
UUCUGAUCCAAGAGGCUUGGCUUUGCCCUCUCUGCCUUAUCUUUUUUUUUUUUACUUUGCUUGGGCUGUAUCUGAGUCACAGGUGACAUGUCGCUUUACACGGUAACAAAUAGUUUGGGGAUGUGAACACAAUGAGUGUAAACCAGCAAACUCACACAGGGCCACCUUAUGGGCAGCCGCAAACUGGAUAUACAGGGUACCUGCAGACUUACGGAGGGCAGCAGUUCCCAGGGGUUCCUGCCUCUCAGUAUGGUGCUUACAACGGCCCUGUAACAGGAUAUCCGCAGACUGGCCCCCCACAAGGUUACUUUCCCUCACUGGGGUUUCCUUCUAAGGGCUCUCCAGUGUCUCUCGAUUCUGAUGCUUCUUUUGCUCCUAACUUCAUAGGUUCCCUAAGAGCACCCACCACCUCUGGAGCAUCGGCAUCUGGAACAGUGGCCGCUCCCGGACAGCCUCUCUAUAGUCAGUUUGGACAGGGAGAUGUGCGCAAUGGGAUUCCUGCUGCGACAGCUCCAUUGCUAAGGCAUUCUCAGCAGCUCAUCCCUGGUGCAGCAUCUGCUCCCGUUAGCCAGCCAGCUACUUUCCAGCAAUAUGGGCCGCCUCCCACGAGUGCACAGCAGCUGGCCAGUCACAUGGCAGGAAUGCAGAUCGGCAGCGUUUCCACCUCUGCGCCUCCCCCAGCUGGCCUGGGCUACGGUCCUCCAACAUCAGUUCCACAUGCCUCAGGAAGUUUCGCUGCAACUGGAGCUGGGCAAUAUGUGUCAUACCCAAGCCAAGGACCACCGCCUGCUAACAUCCCGCAUGGAUUGCCUCCCACCAGCUUGUCUCAGGGUCUUCCCGUAACACAGCCUGCUAUUUCUGGCCCUCCCUCGGCCGUGCACCUCCCACCUCAAGCUCCAGGGUUUGCCCCACCACCACCUCCUCCUGGGGUCGGAACUUCUGGCUACCCUCCUGUGGCAGGCGUCUCGAGGCCUCCGGUAGUGCAGGGUGCGCCAUUACCUGGACAAGCAGUUGCUGGGCUGGGUGCUUCCCAGCCAAAUCAUGUGACUUCACCGCCACCUCAGCCACUGAUGGCCGGGCCGCCUCCUGGACCACCCAUCGCAGGCUUGCAAGGACCGCCUUCCGCCCAGCCUUCCCAGCCAGGAUAUGCGCCGCAACAGAAUGGGUCCUUUGGACAAAGUAGAGGCAAUCAGCCGAACUAUGGUGCAGCUUACGCUGGGCCAGCAAGCUAUGGGAGUCAGCCUGGCCCGCCACCGCCACCGAAACGUCUCGACCCAGAUGCCAUUCCAAGCCCCCAACUAAAUGAGCUGCCACCUCAGCAGAAACCCAGACACAGAAUAGAUCCAGAUGCAAUUCCUAGUCCAAUCCAGGUAAUUGAAGAUGACAGGAACAAUCAUGGGUCGGAGCCAUUUGUCACGGGAGUCCGUGGGCAAGUCCCGCCCCUUGUCACUACCAAUUUCUUGGUCAAAGAUCAAGGUAAUGCAAGCCCCCGCUACAUAAGGUGUACCUCCUAUAACAUCCCCUGCACUUCAGAGAUGGCUAAGCAGUCUCAAGUUCCUCUUGCCGCAGUCAUAAAGCCGUUGGCUGUGCUUCCCGCGGAAGAGACUCCUCCUCAUUUGGUAGACCAUGGCGAGUCGGGCCCAAUCCGGUGCAAUAGGUGCAAGGCCUAUAUGUGCCCAUUUAUGCAAUUCAUUGAGGGCGGAAGAAGAUUCCAGUGCUGCUUCUGCAGUUGCGUCACGGAGGUGCCAUCCCACUACUUCCAGCAUCUGGAUCACACUGGCAGGCGAGUGGACUACUAUGACCGGCCUGAGCUCUCCUUAGGCACCUAUGAGUUCCUGGCCACUGCGGACUACUGCAAGAAUAACAAGUACCCCAACCCGCCUGCUUUUAUUUUCAUGAUCGAUGUAUCCUAUAAUGCGGUAAGAAGUGGCCUGGUAAAACUGAUUUGUGAAGAGCUGAAGAUUCUCCUGGACUACCUGCCCAGAAAUGGGGGCAUGGAGGAAUCCGCCAUCCGCGUGGGCUUUGUCACCUACAACAAAGUUUUGCACUUCUACAAUGUGAAAAGCGCCCUGGCGCAGCCGCAGAUGAUGGUCGUGUCUGACGUAGCAGACAUGUUUGUGCCUCUGCUUGAGGGCUUCCUGGUAAACAUCAAUGAGUCUCGCACGGUUUUCACCAGCUUGCUGGACCAGAUCCCUGAAAUCUUUGCUGAUACAAGAGAAACCGAAACUGUGUUUGCUCCAGUGAUUCAGGCUGGUGUGGAAGCUUUAAAGGCCGCAGAGUGCGCUGGUAAGCUCUUUAUAUUCCAUACAUCGCUGCCUAUUGCAGAGGCCCCAGGGAAGCUGAAGAACCGAGAUGACAGGAAGCUGAUAAACACGGAUAAAGAGAAGACCCUGUUUCAGCCUCAGACCAGCUUCUACAACAACUUAGCCAAGGAGUGUGUAACGCAAGGCUGCUGUGUGGAUCUGUUUCUGUUUCCAAACCAGUAUGUGGAUGUGGCCACCCUGGGAGUUGUCCCUUAUCAGACAGGUGGCUCCCUUUAUAAGUACACCUGUUUCCAGGGGGAAGCAGAUCAGGAGCGCUUCUUGAACGACCUGCGGAGAGAUGUUCAGAAAGAGGUGGGCUUCGAUGCUGUGAUGAGAGUGCGCACGAGCACCGGGAUUCGGGCCACGGAGUUCUUUGGCGCGUUCUACAUGAGCAACACCACAGACGUGGAACUGGCCGGCUUAGACUGUGACAAAACGAUCACGGUGGAAUUCAAGCACGAUGACAAGCUGAGUGAAGACAGUGGCGCGCUUAUUCAGUGUGCUGUAUUGUAUACCAGCUGUGCGGGACAGAGGCGAUUGCGUGUUCAUAACCUCUCCUUGAACUGCUGCACACAACUGGCUGAUCUUUACCGGAACUGUGAGACGGACACGCUGAUUAACUACUUGGCCAAAUUUGCAUAUCGCGAAGUGCUGAACAAUCCAGUCAAGACAGUGAGAGAUACGCUGAUCAGCCAGUGUGCCCAGAUCUUGGCAUGCUAUCGGAAAAACUGUGCCAGCCCCUCCUCUGCGGGACAGCUGAUUCUCCCUGAAUGCAUGAAACUGCUGCCCGUCUACCUGAACUGUGUCUUGAAAAGCGAUGUGCUGCAGCCCGGGUCCGAGCUCACCACUGACGACCGCUCGUACCUCCGCCAGCUGGUCACCUCCAUGGAUGUGGCGGAAACCAAUGUUUUCUUUUACCCCAGGCUCAUUCUGCUGACCAAAGUAGAUCUCAAUAGUGACUCCUUACCAACAGCGAUCAGAAACUCAGAGGAACGUCUCUCCAAGGGUGACAUGUACCUGCUGGAAAAUGGGCUGAAUAUAUUUUUGUGGGUAGGAGUAAAUGUUCAGCAGGGGCUGAUCCAAAGCCUCUUCGGAGUCUCAUCGUUCAGCCAGAUCAGCAGCUCUUUGUGCGUGCUACCAAUUUUGGACAAUCCCUUUUCAAAGAGGGUACGAUCCAUCAUUGAUAUGUUCCAGUCUCAAAGAUCACGCUACAUGAAGCUUAUGAUUGUGAAACAGGAAGACAAGCUAGAUCUGCUGUUCAAACAUUUUUUGGUGGAAGACAAGAGCAUGAAUGGAGGGGCUUCGUAUGUGGACUUCCUCUGUCACAUGCAUAAGGAGAUUCGCCAGUUGCUGAGCUAGGCCUGGAGUUCUGCUGGAUCCCAGCACUGACACUUCUGUGUUUGCUACCCACCUGAUGAACGGGCCCAGCUCCUUCCAGAGGACACUAGCGAAACCUGUACAAUUCCAUAAUUUUUAAUACACUGCGCAUCAACAGUCCCACCACCUCCAGAACCCUUUGCGAGAGUGAGAAAGGUCAGACAGACUUGCAGUGUGUGCAGACGCAUUAGUUGGUUCCAGGCCCAAGACCCGUGUCUCUUACUGUGCUUGGUGGGACGCUCCACGCCUGCCUGUCCCCAGCUGUCCUGUUGUAAGAAAUGUCUUGAAUUCACUGUACAUGAUUUGGCACUGGAUGAAAAAGUGAUUGCUCUUCAAAACUGGUGGCUGCUGUAUUUGUGCGUGUGAACCAGAUGGGGAACGGUAGGUGGGCAGGCCCUGCACAGUCGUGGGGGAGAGGCUGGACAAGGCGGCCGGCGUUGUCACACUGCCGCAGGCGUUGGUGCGGUCGGAGCCACGUCUUGUCGCAGAAUCCCUCGAGCUCUGAGCAGACUAGUGAGUAGUUGCAUUACCGUGGAAAUCUCCGCCGGAAUAGGUCAGCGACAAGCAGCAGAUCCUGUGUCUGAACGCACAAACCUUGCCUUGGGUUUGUAUGAACAAGUGUUGCCACCACCCCAUGGGAAAAGAAGCUCCCUCUCUCACUACCAACACCCUCUUGCUUGGUGUGCGUCGCCUCUUUCCACUCACUCGCUCUGCUAGGUUUUGCUCCAAGUAUCCUUUUAGAGAUGUGUGUGCUUUUCCCCUUAGGAAGUACUAUUUUAUAACAAGGUGUCACAAGUGACAUAGGACUAUGCUUGGAGAUUGUCUGAACUGCACCCAAGAAGCGCCACGUGGAAGUAAUUCAUAUCCAUAAGAAAGGUCCAAAUUACACCAUUGUGUAAGCUCGGACCCUUGCUAGGCUUGAAGAACACCAGCCACUUGGAGAACAACUGCAGCACUCAGAUGGUUGUAAGCCAGAUGGUUCUCACUGGUCCACCAACAUAGGGGACCCUUGGCAGGCCUUGUGCCUCAGACAAGCCGCCUUUGUUUAUGGCUGCCUUCUACAGGGGUGUAGGUGAUUGGUUUGAGAUUAAGGGCUCGCUAAUUCUUCAAAAGAAAACAAAUUAUUUUUUAAAAAAAUACCCUGAAGUAUUCUUGCAGUUCCCAGGAUAUACUGAAGGAACAGCAGCACUGAAAGCUGAAAAAAAAAACAGGGAGGGGAAUUGCGGAGGCAGAUGGUACAUGAAACCUCAUGUACAUAACCAAUUAAAUAAUCCGGGUGUGCCGUUUUCUUUUUCCAUGACCUAUAGUGUGUGUGUGUAAAUAUGUUUUCCUCCUAUUGCAGCUAGUUUGUCUUCCCUCGUUCCCCUUUCAUCUCAGAGCAAAGGGGAGUGUCCAAGAACUAGUGGAUGAGAUCUUGCAGAGCUUUUCACGUGCAGAUGUGGCUGAGAUGCCCCCCACCCCUCCUGCCAAGUACACAUUUGGUUCCCAGCCAAACCGCAGAGACCUAUUACACAAGUGAAGAUACUUGCGCCCUAGAACCAGGCUCAACAAGACUUUCACAAUACUAAUUUCUAGAAUAUGAAAGGAAAAGAAUCAUAAGCAUUUCUUCACUUUUUUCAAUUCAUCUUUUAAUUUGUAAAGAAAUAAUUAUAUGGAGAUGUAUUUUAUGUCAUUGUUAGUAAAUAAAUACUGAUUAUUUUUUCCAAGCCCUGUAUUUUGGGGAGGGGAAUGAACUGGUAUGCAGGUGACUCAAUCAAGUUCCAUAAUAGCAAAUAAAACUUAUUUGCAAUGCUA